UAAAAAAAUCGCCGAAACAAGAAGUUAAAUCAGGAAUAUUCUCGUCGAUAUACAAAUGGCUAUGGGGUCGAUCUUCGUGGUUUGGUGGAGUAUGGCUAGACGAUGCGCAACCGAAACAUUCCUCUACUACAACCACAACUCCUGUCCCCCUAACAACUUCCACUGACAACUGGUUCCAAGCCAUGUUACAUUCAGAAGAAAACGAUGACUCGCUACCUAGUCAAUCUGUAAAAAAUCCUCCAAAGAAAUCUCUCAAAAAGAAUUACAAAGGAUUUCAACUACUUAGAGCCUAUCCAGACGUGCAGUGGAAAGUUCAGGAGUUGUUGGACUUACAAGAAGAGGGCCAAGGCUCCGGCUUAAUGUGGUGGACAUCACCGUCGCUAAAUAGUUCAACAGAUCUCUUAGUUCCGCCUGAUCUCCUUCAAGAUGUGAGAGCUCAUUUGAAAUCGAACAAAAUAGAAUUUGAUGUUAUACUGUAUGAUUUACAGAAAGCAAUAUCUUACGAGAACCCAAAGCUUUCUAAAAAGCAAAGAAUCGAGCUGGAGCAACUGCGCGGCCACCCGAUGACUUGGCGGCGCUACCACCGCUAUGCGGAUAUCCUUCGCUAUUUGGAAUACUUACAGCAUUCUAACUCUGAAAUUGUAGAGCUAGUGCCAUUAGGACGAUCGUCAGAGGGCCUACCAUUGGUUGCAGUCAAGGUUUCUCUGCCAUCAAAUGAAACGCAAGCCAAAGAAUUAGGAGGAAAAAGUCAAAAGCGAUGGCGACUGAAGUCUUACAUGAAGCCAGCUGUUUGGUUGGACGGCGGAGCUCAUGCCCGCGAGUGGGUAGCGCCUGCGGUAGCUACCUGGAUGCUGCACGCUUUAGUAGAAGGCGAAAAAGGUUUAGGUCCUGAUUACGAAUUGUUGAAAAUGGCGGACUUUUACAUUUUGCCAGUAUUGAAUCCUGAUGGUUAUGAACACUCACACACACACGACAGGCUCUGGAUGAAGACACGCUCCCGGUUCACAGAUCGUUCUGAUGAUUACUACGUAGGCUGGUUUCCGUGGAACUGGGGCAGCACUGAAUGUGUUGGAGUUGAUACCGACCGCAACUGGGACUACCGCUGGGGCGAGAUGGACUCGUCGAACGACCCCUGCGCGGAUAACUAUGCCGGGCCCCAUCCGUUCAGCGAACCCGAGACCAGGGCUGUAUCCGAGUUCCUCGCUGAACAUAGAGGGCAAAUAAAGGUGUAUUUAUCUUUUCACGCCUAUUCUCAAACGUGGUUAACACCGAGUACCGAGGCGCUAGCAUCUUAUGGUGACGACGGAAUCAUGUUGGAAAUGGGAAAACUUGCUACAGCCGCACUUGCUGAUAUGUAUGGGUCUAAAUACAAGGUUGGAACAGCUGCGGAGCUUCGUCAGCCGGCGUCUGGCAUGUCACAUGAUUGGGCCAAGUCUCGUGCGGGCAUCAAAUUUUCCUAUCACGUUGAUUUGCGCGACUCUAUCGGACGUCACGGCUUUUUGCUGCCCGGCUCGCAAAUUGUACCCACGGCGCGCGAAACCUGGCAAGCGGUCAAAGCGAUUGUCGAUAAUUUAACGCCCGGAUAAAAAAAAGUUGUCGGUUACUAGAUGUCUGACACACUUAUCGAGUUGUAGAAACUUAGUGUCAGUUAUUGAAAAAGAAAGAAGAUUAUUGACUGAUCUAAAAUGAUCUACUAUUAAUUAAAAAACUAGUUCGAAACUUUCCAAAUUAAUGACUAUAAGACUUGACACAAAAAUACUAUUAGGUAAUAAGGGAUAAAUUUUUGUAGGUUUUAAAAACGAUUUGGUAUGCUGUAGUAGUUUUUAUGUGAGGGUAAUUAGCCUUCAAAUGACUAAAUUGGUGGGAAUAUCUCGGACGGAAAUUGUACUGCGAAUUUGCUCAAAAAUGCAUUUAAAAUGUAAUUAUAAGACAUGAUACCUUAAAGGUGACUGUUAGGAAUAAGCUAUUUUUAAUUGUACUAAUGUUUUAUAAAUUUUAAUA
Messenger RNA from Papilio polytes (common Mormon), 2001 nucleotides. Its product is annotated as carboxypeptidase B-like. Lineage: Eukaryota; Metazoa; Arthropoda; Insecta; Lepidoptera; Papilionidae. Bases 183 to 1586 code for a protein of 467 amino acids. The record is from RefSeq and is a predicted model, not a curated record. Gene Ontology annotation, biological process: proteolysis. Gene Ontology annotation, molecular function: metallocarboxypeptidase activity; zinc ion binding. The transcript has 9 exons.